AUGAACAUAUUUCAGGUCCAGUCACAUCAAAGAAGAGGAAUAACCUCCGCUGUUCUGGCUACAACGGCCGCCCUCUGCCUCCUCGGGACGUCCACGGAGCACUCUCUACAACAGUCGCCCUCUGCCUCCACGGGACGCACACGGAGCACUCUCUACAACGGUCGCCCUCUGCCUCCACGGGACGUCCACGGAGCACUCUCUACAACGGUCGCCCUCUGCCUCCACGGGACGUCCACGGAGCACUCUCUACAACUACAACGGUCGCCCUCUGUCUCCACGGGACGUCCACGGAGCACUCUCUGCAACAGUCGCCCUCUGCCUCCACGGGACGUCCACGGAGCACUCUCUACAACAGUCGCCCUCUGUCUCCACGGGUACGUCCACAGAGCACUCUCUACAACAGUCGCCCUCUGCCUCCACGGGACGUCCACGGAGCACUCUCUACAACGGUCGCCCUCUGCAUCCACGGGACGUCCACAGAGCACUCUCUACAACAGUCGCCCUCUGCCUCCACGGGACGCACAUGGAGCACUCUCUACAACAGUCGCCCUCUGCCUCCACGGGACGCACAUGGAGCACUCUCUACAACGGUCGCCCUCUGCCUCCACGGGACGCUCACGGAGCACUCUCUACAACGGUUGCCCUCUGCCUCCACGGGACGCACAUGGAGCACUCUCUACAACGGUUGCCCUCUGCCUCCACGGGACGUCCACGGAGCACUCUCUACAACAGUCGCCCUCUGCCUCCACGGGACGCACAUGGAGCACUCUCUACAACAGUCGCCCUCUGCCUCCACGGGACGUCCACGGAGCACUCUCUACAACGGUCGCCCUCAGCCUCCACGGGCCGUCCACAGAGCACUCUCUACAACAGUCGCCCUCUGCCUCCACGGGACGCACAUGGAGCACUCUCUACAACGGUUGCCCUCUGCCUCCACGGGACGUCCACGGAGCACUCUCUACAACAGUCGCCCUCUGCCUCCACGGGACGCACAUGGAGCACUCUCUACAACGGUCGCCCUCUGCCUCCACGGGACGUCCACGGAGCACUCUCUACAACGGUCGCCCUCUGCCUCCACGGGACGUCCACGGAGCACUCUCUACAACAGUCGCCCUCUGCCUCCACGGGACGUCCACGAAGCACUCUCUACAACGGUCGCCCUCCGCCUCCACGAAGCACUCUCUAUUCUCUGCAAUAUCUUAA
This is a messenger RNA of Knipowitschia caucasica, 1203 nucleotides long. The record is from the annotation of a GenBank genome assembly. Lineage: Eukaryota; Metazoa; Chordata; Actinopteri; Gobiiformes; Gobiidae.